Asparagus officinalis (garden asparagus) is the source of this 2545-nucleotide messenger RNA. Its product is annotated as cullin-3A-like. Gene Ontology annotation, cellular component: cullin-RING ubiquitin ligase complex. Lineage: Eukaryota; Viridiplantae; Streptophyta; Magnoliopsida; Asparagales; Asparagaceae. The record is from RefSeq and is a predicted model, not a curated record. Gene Ontology annotation, biological process: protein ubiquitination; ubiquitin-dependent protein catabolic process. Gene Ontology annotation, molecular function: ubiquitin protein ligase binding.
AUGGUGCUUCACAAGCAUGGUGAGAAACUAUACUCUGGACUAUUAGCAACUAUGACAUGGCACUUAAAAGAAAUAGCAAAAUCCAUAGAGGCAGCAGGUGGUUUGUUCUUGGAAGAGCUGAACCGCAAGUGGUGUGCAAAUAAGGCACUUCAGAUGAUACGUGAUAUACUAAUGUACAUGGAUAGGACAUUUGUUCCUGUUACCAACAAGGUACCUGUUCAUGAGCUAGGCCUCAAUCUAUGGAGGGAUCAUGUCAUUCACUCAAGUCAGAUCCAAAACAGGUUGCUCAUCACUCUCCUCGAACUCAUACAGGACGAGCGAAUGGGUCAAGUAAUAAACCGAGGAUUGAUGAGGAACAUAACUAAAAUGUUGAUGGAUUUGGGAUCUUCUGUAUAUCAAGAAGAGUUUGAGAGGCCUUUCUUAGAGAUCUCUGCUAGUUUUUACAAAACCGAGUCUCAAACCUUUGUUGAAUGCUGUGAUUGUGGUGAAUACCUCAAUAGAGCUGAAAAGAGGCUUAAUGAAGAAAUAGAGAGGGUUUCACACUACUUAGACCCCAAAAGUGAAGCUAAAUUAACAGAUGUAGUGGAGAGAGAGAUGAUCACGAACUACAUGCAGAGGUUGGUUCACAUGGAGAACUCUGGCCUUGUAAAUAUGCUUAUUGAUGACAAAUAUGAAGAUCUUAGCAGAAUGUACUGUUUGUUCCGUCGAGUUUCUGGUGGUCUCUCGAUAAUCAGAGAUGUGAUGACAUCUCACCUUCGCGAAACAGGGAAGCAGCUUGUAGUAGAUCCAGAGAGAUUAAAGGAUCCUGUGGACUUUGUUCAACGCCUUUUAGAUCAGAAAGAUAAAUAUGAUAAAAUCAUCAGCACUUCAUUCAACAAUGACAAGACUUUCCAGAAUGCUUUAAAUGCCUCGUUUGAAUACUUCAUCAAUCUCAACAACAGAUCUCCUGAAUUCAUCUCCUUAUAUGUUGAUGAUAAACUCCGUAAAGGCCUCAAAGGGGUGAGCGAAGAGGAUGUUGAGAUUGUCCUUGACAAAGUGAUGAUGUUGUUUAGGUACUUACAGGAGAAGGAUGUAUUUGAGAAAUAUUAUAAGCAGCACUUGGCAAAGCGGCUUCUUUCGGGUAAAACUGUUUCUGAUGAUGCUGAGAGAAGCCUUAUAGUAAAACUGAAGACAGAGUGUGGGUAUCAGUUUACUUCAAAACUUGAAGGCAUGUUCACAGAUUUGAGGACCUCUGAAGAUACUAUGCGGGACUUCUACGCUAGUCAAUCUUCUGAGAUUGGAGAUGGCCCAACUUUGGGGGUGCAAAUUCUUACAACUGGGUCUUGGCCAACCCAGCCCAGUCCUGCAUGCAACCUUCCCACUGAAAUCCUUGGCGUAUGUGAGAGGUUUAAAUCAUAUUACCUUGGAACUCAUACUGGGCGGAGGUUGACUUGGCAAACAAAUAUGGGUACAGCCGAUAUCAAAGCAACCUUUGGCAAGGGCCAGAAGCAUGAGCUGAAUGUUUCUACAUACCAGAUGUGUAUCUUGAUGCUGUUCAAUUCAUGUGAUCGGCUGAACUACAAAGAAAUAGAACAAGCCACGGAGAUCCCGGCUUCUGAUCUUAAACGGUGCCUUCAAUCCCUUGCUUGUGUUAAAGGUAAGAACGUGCUUCGAAAGGAGCCAAUGAGCAAGGACAUUGUAGAGGAUGAUGCCUUCUAUUUCAAUGAUAAGUUUACAAGUAAGUUCAUUAAGGUAAAGAUUGGUACAGUGGCGGCUCAGAAGGAAUCUGAACCUGAGAAGCAGGAGACUCGCCAGAGAGUGGAGGAGGACAGGAAGCCUCAGAUUGAGGCUGCCAUUGUAAGGGUUAUGAAAUCUAGGAGGGUAUUAGAUCAUAAUAACAUUGUAACAGAGGUGACGAAGCAGUUACAGGCAAGGUUUCUGCCUAACCCAGUGGUGAUAAAGAAGAGGAUCGAAUCUCUAAUUGAGCGGGAGUUCUUAGAAAGGGAUAAGUCUGAUAGGAAACUGUAUCGAUACCUUGCCUAAAUCUAACAUGGAAUACUCUGAUUUGAGGCCUUAAGAGCCCAAGCACACCGGGUAAUAUGAUCAUCUUUUCGUAACCCUUGCUUCUGUUGCUAUUCCUCAUAUGAAGUAUAGCUGUCACCUUUCUGAUGAUUGUGAAUCUUGUUACUCUGCAUGAUGCCACAAACCAAGAUGGCAUUAUUUUGAGGAUGAUAAUUGGAGGACCAGGUUGCUGGAAAAUGUCGUAGCACGGCGCUAUCGUCUGGUUAACUCAAACUUAUCAUCCUUUUUGGUCAUUUUGUGCUUUAUUGGUCAUCUUGUGCUGUGUGUGGUAUUCUGGGGGGCAAGAUCAUUUUCCUGCACCUAUUUGUUGGGCCUCUGGAGAUGCAUGAAUCUCUUCAUGUAAGGCAUCUCAGAAAUGUUAUCAUGUUAUUUAGAAUCCAAUUUCUACAGCCUUUGUGAAUAGAAAGAUUAUGCCAUGGAAACAUUUUGUCCAUCUGUCAGCGAUUAAAAAAUAGUAGUGCUCGAUCUUGGAAGCUGUUAAAAA